This is a messenger RNA of Soboliphyme baturini, 240 nucleotides long. The record is from the annotation of a GenBank genome assembly. Lineage: Eukaryota; Metazoa; Nematoda; Enoplea; Dioctophymatida; Soboliphymatidae.
AUGGGAAAGCUGAACGUUGAGCUAGCUCGCUACCUCGUCGGCGAGGAUUUUCGUUUGCUAACGGCGGUAGAAAUGGGAAUGAGAAAUCACGAAGUUGUUCCUGAAGCACUGCUGGUUCCACUGGCAAAUUUAAGGAACGGUAGUGUCCGACACAAGCUGCUGGGUUUGGUGCAAAAUCGACUUGUGGCGUACGAGAGAAGCCGUAAAUGUAAGUGCCGCGGUUCCUAUGAAUUUAAUUGA